AAUAUCUGAUCAAAAGCCAAAUAAAACAAAUAGUAAUAGUAAUAUCCUAAAGAAGCUUGAUGAUCGUGAUGAUGGCAUUAACAAAGAUGUUAUAAGUCAAAAUCAUUUUUUAUUUGUUGCUCCUGUCCAGGAAGUAAUGAAAGAUAAUGAUAUUAUCACAAAUUCAGAUGAAAAUGAAAGAAGCACAUUACCUCAUUUGAGCAUAGAAUAUGUUGGAAAUUAUGAUAUUGAAAGUAAUAUGGAAUUGAUUAAUGACCUAGUUGUUGAAGAAACUGAUAAUGAUUCUUGGAAGGAGUGGAAAUUGAAGUCUGGUAAUAGAGUAAUUGAUAUUUUAAAAAAUGCAUCUAAUCUUAAUGGACAUAAAUUAAGGCAAUGGUGCUCUAAAACAGAUUAUCAUGAGAUUCAACUUACCUGCAAACCACGUGUUUCAAUAGCUCCUACAAUAAUAAUGAAAAAUCUUCUUAAACUGGGAUCUUUAGAUGCUAUGAAUAAAGAAUUGGAAACACUUAGACAAAGAGGUCCAGAAGCAUCACUUCAAGAUCCAAUGAAUAAAUUCUUUUGUGCCAUUUUAUCAGACUUUAAUAAGUUUGUAUAUCCAAACAAUGCUUUGAUUCAACGUGGAAUAGAUUCAGAAAGUAUAUAUGGAGUUUAUGUUAUUCACACUUGUUUUAAAGAACUUUUUCCUGAUUUAGAAAAUGAAAUAUUAUAUAAGCC
This is a messenger RNA of Entrophospora candida, 714 nucleotides long. The record is from the annotation of a GenBank genome assembly. NCBI's taxonomy places the organism in Eukaryota, Fungi, Glomeromycota, Glomeromycetes, Entrophosporales, Entrophosporaceae.